Messenger RNA from Porites lobata, 1172 nucleotides. Lineage: Eukaryota; Metazoa; Cnidaria; Anthozoa; Scleractinia; Poritidae. The record is from the annotation of a GenBank genome assembly.
AUGUAUAGGCUAACGGGAUCGAUGUCCAACCAUCGCAACAGAAGACAUGAAAGCCAGCAAACCUCCCCAGAAAUGGAAAGCGCCAUCGGUUAUCACCAUGUACAACAGCCAUCGAUUUAUGCAGUACAAUCUGAUGGGCUUUUUGAUCUGUUUGUUGCUAAGCACACGGUGGACUUCUCUUUGAAACGCCAGUUACUCUCAAGAAGUGGUUUUACGAUUCCUUGGGAGAAAUUCUCUCACUUGUCUUCCUCAGUUGUUAGCCAGAAAAAGGUGCGCAAUUAUCAUUGUUUCAGACAUGAUUUUAGAGUCAGAGAUGGCUGGUUUGUGCCUAUUAGACUGUUAUAAUCUGGAACUUAUCAUAGAAUAGCCUUUGUAUAUGAUCAUUGGCCAUGAAGCGCUCUGCUGAUGAUAGAGUCUCUCUGACUCUGUCUGUAUCUGUGCCCCCAUUCCUUAAACCCCAUUAUUAGAAAAAAACAGUAAAAUUUUAUGAUUUUCACGUUUAACAAAACGAGAUCGCGUCUUAAUUUUGGUGCCCUAUGAUUUCUGCAGACAGACAAAAUUCAGAUGGGGGGGGGGGGAAUGCCAACAGCUCCCUCCCCACUCCUAAAAUUUUUUCAGGGAACCUUUGCUGGCGGGAAAGCCAAAGAGUUAAUACUGGGUCGAACCGAGUCCCUUGGUCGCGCCUCCCCCAUCUGCAAAUGCCACAAGUGAUUAAAUCAUACUAAGCGACUCCAAGAAUAAAGAUUAAUUGUGACCUGAUAGUUUGAUCUAUAAUUUAUGAAACCUCAAGAAAGUAAUCAUUGGUUUUCGCUUUGUACACCUACAGAAUUUCAGUCCACAAGGGAAGUGCCCACAGAAAGAGAAAUUUUCUAUGAAUGGCCACACAAAGAAGUGAGUGUACCACCAGUUGACUUGUUUUUUCCUAAUGAGGGCACCAACACAAGUUUCCUUUGCAUAUACUAGAAGAAAUCCAAACUGACUAUAAAUCUUUUUUUUGUCUUUCAGACUCAUCUGCCCACUUUGUGGUCACAUCCUACAUGUAAGCCAGACUCCUGAACUGUAACAUCCUAGCAGUUGGAGGUUUCACAGUUUCCACGAGACCAUGACAUACAUAUAUGUACUGUACAUUUUAACAUUAAUGUAACCACUUUUAGUACUGACCCGAUAUACAG